This is a messenger RNA of Salvelinus sp. IW2-2015, 919 nucleotides long. It is a transcript of the gene rab12, whose product is annotated as RAB12, member RAS oncogene family. Gene Ontology annotation, biological process: regulation of exocytosis; protein localization to plasma membrane; protein secretion. The record is from RefSeq and is a predicted model, not a curated record. Bases 187 to 906 code for a protein of 239 amino acids. Gene Ontology annotation, molecular function: GTP binding; GTPase activity. Gene Ontology annotation, cellular component: trans-Golgi network transport vesicle; plasma membrane; endosome. The transcript has 6 exons. NCBI's taxonomy places the organism in Eukaryota, Metazoa, Chordata, Actinopteri, Salmoniformes, Salmonidae.
UCAAUUGAACUUUCCAGAACGUAAAACCGUACUGAACGCAGCCCUUGAUUCUCUUGACAGCAGCUGAACAAUUUGGAAACUUUCCCGAACUAACUCAAAGACAAAAGGAAAAUUUACUAAAAGUGGGCCCACAUCGUUAUUUUCUCUUUUAAAAGCGUGUCUAGGUGUUCAAAUGUGGAAUUAUUGAUGGAUUCGCGGUAUGAGAUCCAGCGGAGGGCCGGUGGGGGAUCGGCAAAUGCUUCCCCGGCUCUGGGGGCACAGUCUCGCCGCAGGAAGAUGCCGCCCAGACCCGCAGAUUAUAAACUUCAGAUCAUUAUCAUUGGCUCCCGCGGAGUAGGCAAAACCAGUCUAAUGGAAAGGUUUACCGACGACACCUUCUGUGAAGCAUGCAAAUCAACCGUUGGAGUAGAUUUUAAGAUCAAGACGGUGGAGCUGAGAGGGAAGAAGAUCAGGUUGCAGAUCUGGGAUACAGCUGGUCAGGAGAGGUUCAACAGCAUAACCUCAGCCUACUACCGUGGGGCCAAGGGAAUAGUACUGGUCUAUGACAUCACCAAGCAGGAAACGUUCGACGACCUGCCCAAGUGGAUGAAGAUGAUCGACAAGUAUGCUUCAGAAGAGGCAGAGCUGCUGCUGGUGGGGAACAAGCUGGACUGUGAGACAGACCGCAUCAUCACUAGACAGACUGCAGAGAGGUUUACCUCGAGGAUAUCUGGGUUGCGUUUCUGCGAGGCCAGUGCCAAGGAUAACUUUAACGUGGAGGAGUGCUUUCUAAAACUAGUGGACGACAUUCUAGCCAAGAUGCCUCUAGAGAUUCCCACCAGGAAGCUCUCCAACAGCAUCCUGUCUCUGCAGCCUGAACCAGAAGUGCCUCCCGAGCUCAACCCGCCACGCAUGCACUGUUGCUGAGAUGACUCAACUC